CGCAGUGAGUUCGUGUUUUUGAGCGUCAAGCAGGAAAAGAGACGCUUCCUCCUCCCUCGCAGCGCGGGCCUCGAGAGCGUUUCCUGUCGAGCGCGUGAGUCACGUCCAUCUCCGCGAGCUCCGUCUCAGACGAGGGAGGAGAAUGAGACGCGAGGAGCUUUAAGAGCAUCGCUCCGGGGCUCAGACGCGGCGCGGCGCGUGAUGGAGCGGCUCGCUGUCGGAUCGGUUCUCCUCGUGUGUCUGCUGUCUGGUGCAUCAGCUCUGCUCCAAUCGGCCAAUCAGCACAGAGUGUGUCAGUCAUGUGACCCUCAGCCGGCGAGCUGCAAGUGGAAUCGGUGCGUGACCAGCUGCAGCGUAUCGAAGGCCUGCCCGGGUCCAGAUGACGUCUGCGCCGCCGUCUGGUGGAGGGACGCUGGAGUCGUGAUGGUGGAGACGAGGUGUCACGACCCCCUGCGCUCCCUGAAGGGUGUGAUGCUGGACAGCUACAACAGCUCAGACUGUGUGCUGACGGUCAUCAACGACUCCCCUAACCUGCGUGUGUGCGCCUGUACAGGACACGUGUGCAACGAGCGCGUGCUGCUCAGAAAAACUGCUGAGGAGGACGAUACAUCGUCCACGGCGGUUCACGGCGGAGGCUUCAGACUCCCUCAGCUCUGCAGGUUCUGUGACAUUGAAUCUACGGCGUGUAACGCCUCGGGCGUCUGCCAGUCCUCCUGCAACCUCACCUCCAUCUGCGAGAGCCCCGGAGAGGUCUGCGUCAGCGCCUGGAGGAGAAACAAGGGGAACGCCACCCUCGAGACGGUGUGUCACAAUCCUGCCUUCCCGUUUUACGGCCAGUAUCUGACCGACUACAACAGCUCCGACUGUGUGAUGAAGCAGGUGAAGGGCAUGGAGGACGACUUCUUCAUCUGCUCCUGCAAUCGGGAAGAGUGCAACGAUCACCUGCUCUUCACCCACGCUUCAACUCCGCAAGAAACCAUCAUGCAGAGUUUCCCGCCGGUGCUGCUGGUCAGUCUGGUUCCUGCGCUGAUCGCCGCCGUCGCUUUCAUCACCACCUUCUACUUCUGUCGCGCGUUUCAUCAGCAGAACCUCAAAGCGCCCAAAACCAAAGGCAUCGACAGCGAGACCUGCGCGAUCAUCAUGAGCGUCGACGACCGGUCCGACAGCAGCUCGGCCAACGCCAACAGCCUGAACCACAACACCGAGCUGCUGCCGAUCCAGCUGGACGCCAUCGUCGGGAAAGGCCGCUUCGCCGAGGUCCACAGAGCCAAGCUCAAGCAGGGAGCCACGGACGAAUCCUUCCAGAUGGUGGCGGUCAAAAUAUUUCCCUACGAGGAGUUCGCCUCGUGGAAAACCGAGUGGGAGAUCUUCUCCGACUCCGAGCUUCGGCACGACAACGUGCUUCAGUUCCUGACCGCCGAGGACCGGAAGUCCGGGCGACGCUAUUGGCUGAUAACGGCCUAUCACGAGCACGGGAACCUGCAGGAGUUCCUCACGCAGCACGUGAUCGGCUGGGACGAGCUGUGCCGAUUGGGCAGGUCUCUGGCGAGGGGCGUGGCUCAUCUCCACGCCGACCGGACGCCGUGCGGACGAGCUAAAGUACCCAUCGUGCACCGCGACCUGAAGAGCGCCAAUGUCCUGGUGAAGACGGACCUCAGCUGCUGUCUGUGUGACUUCGGUCUCAGUCUGAGGCUCGAUAACUCCAUGUCUCCUGAAGAACUGGCCAACAGCGGACAGGUGGGGACGGCGAGAUACAUGGCCCCUGAGGUGCUGGAGUCCAGGCUGGAUCUGGAGAACAUCGAGUCCUUCAAGCAGGCCGACGUUUACUCCAUGGCUCUGGUGCUGUGGGAGAUCACGUCCAGAUGCAGCGCUAUCGGAGAUGUGAGGGACUACGAGCCUCCGUUCGGGAAGCUGAAGGAUCAUCUGUGUGUGGAGAGCAUGAAGGAUGAUGUCAUCAGAGACCGACUGAGACCCGAGAUACCGGCCGGCUGGACUAACCACGCGGGCGUUCUUCUGCUGACCUCCACCAUCGAGGAGUGCUGGGAUCACGACCCCGAGGCCCGUCUGACGGCGCACUGCGUCGUGGAGAGAUUCGGCGACAUCGGCAGCGCCGCCAUCUCGCCCGUCAGCGCCGACACCAAGAGCGCACGGGAUUCUGGGAACGACGAGAAGGAGCCCUGAAGAGACGUUUCAGACAGACAUGUGACUUUUGCACUUUACAGGAUCGGCUGAACGCACCAAACACACGCUUGCGUACGGCACAGGUGACGUGUAUAUAGCUACGAACCCAUAAUCCGGAGCUCGCUAGCAAUCGUUAUAAGCUUCAGGGACAAUCUCAGUCUUGACGCAAAGGAUUCUGGGACAUGUGAACUCGCACCAAGACAGCCUUCGUGAACUUGCAGUGUUAUGAAGCCACGAGCGAUGAAUCAGAUCAAGUGUCCAUUUAAAGAAAUAUCUAUAAAUAAAUAUUGAAUCAUGUUUAAAAGGUUUUUGUUUACAUUGUAUUUAUAUAUACAUAAUCAAUACACACAGCACAUAUAUCAAACAAAUAAAUUCAGUUUAAUGGA
Messenger RNA from Puntigrus tetrazona (Sumatra barb), 2567 nucleotides. RefSeq names its product transforming growth factor beta receptor 2a (gene tgfbr2a). NCBI's taxonomy places the organism in Eukaryota, Metazoa, Chordata, Actinopteri, Cypriniformes, Cyprinidae. The record is from RefSeq and is a predicted model, not a curated record. The transcript has 9 exons. Gene Ontology annotation, biological process: cellular response to growth factor stimulus; heart development; protein phosphorylation. Gene Ontology annotation, molecular function: transforming growth factor beta receptor activity, type II; ATP binding; SMAD binding. Gene Ontology annotation, cellular component: signaling receptor complex; plasma membrane. The coding region runs from base 202 to 2181 and encodes 659 amino acids.